Molecule: messenger RNA, 2066 nt
Organism: Salvia splendens (bonfire salvia)
Lineage: Eukaryota; Viridiplantae; Streptophyta; Magnoliopsida; Lamiales; Lamiaceae
Product: regulation of nuclear pre-mRNA domain-containing protein 1B
Exons: 8
Coding region: 322-1857 (511 amino acids)
Biological process (GO): mRNA 3'-end processing
Molecular function (GO): RNA polymerase II complex binding
Source: RefSeq, a predicted model, not a curated record
GGAAACUGUAGUAGCGUCAUCGCAAGUCUACUUUUAGUCUUUGAUUCCCUGACCCCAGAGAUAUCAAUCCUCAAAUCCAAUUUGUAAUUACAAGCCCUAAUUCAAUCUCAAAUUCUUGCAAUUCGCACUCAACAACCAAAUCACCUCUCUGCUUACUAAAUUCCACCUGAUACCCAAAAGAUUGACGAAAAUUGAGUAUGAAGCUUGAAGAAAAUUCAACAUUUACCGCAAGAGGCUCGUGUUUCGUCUAAAGUAUCAGUUUCGCUUUGUAUAGUGGUCUGCUAGGGACUCACUGACUUAGCAGACUUUGAGCAGGACAGCAUGGUAAGCACUUUUAAUCCGCAGAUACUGGUUGACAAGCUGUUAAAGCUCAACAGCUCGCAGCAAAGCAUUGAGACUCUAUCACACUGGUGCAUUUUUCAUAUGAACAAAGCAAAACAAGUCGUAGAAACAUGGGAUAUGCAGUUUCAGUGUGCUCAUCGUGAGCAGCGCCUGCCUUUUCUAUAUCUUGCAAAUGACAUUCUCCAGAAUAGCAGACGAAAGGGUGCCGAGUUUGUUGCAGAGUUUUGGAAGGUUCUACCAGACUCUCUUCAUGAUGUUAUUGAACAUGGAGAUGAAAAUGCAAAGAGUGCUGCUUUACGCCUGAUUAGUAUCUGGGAGGAGAGAAAAGUAUUUGGCUCGAGAGGCCAAAUUCUCAAAGAAGAGUUUGUAAAGAGGCAAUUGGACAAUGGCAAUAAAACUCGGAACCUUAACGGACCUAAAGUGCAGCCGGCUGGUGGGAAUCCAUUGAAAAAACUAGUUUCUGGUUACGAAGCUGUAUCUAGCAGUCAUUUGGAUGAGGAUGCCAUUUUCAGAAAAUGUAGAAAUUCCAUAACCUUUGUUGAAAAAGUGGAUAAAGAAGUCGAUAGUGAUUCUCGAUUAGGCCAUGUCAAGGGUGGUAUAGGCGAUGAGCUCAAGGAGCAUAAUGCAGUUUUGAGGGACUGCAUCGAGCAACUCGCUGUUGUUGAAUCUGCUAGAGCAAAUCUUGUAUCUUUGUUAAGGGAGGCUCUGCAGGAGCAGGUUUAUAAGUUGGACCAAGUUCGAGAUCAACUUCAGGCAGCACAGACACAUUCUGAGCAGGCGGGCAAGCUUCUUGGUGGCAAUGGUCACAGACAGGUUCUCGUCGAGCAGAAUAGAAACGCAAUUCCAGCAUCUCAGAUGCCGCUGAAAUUGACACCUACAUCCGGGGAGCAGACAGCCUCUGUGACCUACACCCGGCAGGUGCCCUUUCCCGAAAACUCUAGCCACAUUGAAGAAGAUCCCAAAUCUGCAGCAGCUGCAGUGGCAGCAAAACUCACAUCAUCGUCGUCUUCCACCCAGAUGCUGACUUUCGUGCUCUCGUCUAUUGCAUCAGGAGUGAUCGGAAGCUCCAUCAACGGCCCCCCUGAGAAGAGGGCUAAGCUCGAGAAUGAACACCCUUCUUACAUCCCUAAGAAUGCUCCAGCUCCGGCUCCAGCUCCAGCCUUCGAGCAAUAUCUGCCGGUCACCUCGCAGGGGUUGGACUCCGAUGAAUCCCCACCCCCACCCCCACCCCCGCCACCGCCACCGCCAUCAUCUCCACCUCCCCCACCGCCAAUGCCACCACCUAUGCAAUCUUACCCGGUGCCCCAAUUCAUGCAAACCGUGAUGCCUGUUCUGGCCGGUCAGUACACCUACAGCCCGAGCCUGCAGCCACCGCUAACCCCACCUGGUUACGCCCCGCCUGCAGCCGGAGUGUCUCCGUUCUGUCCUCCAUCGACUGUUUACCAAAAUUUUCCCCCUGAAAGUGGUUUAUACGGUCAGCCAUCCUUACCGAUGACUCCGAUGAGCCGUCGGUAGAAUCAGUGCUGCGGUUCUUCUUGGUGUCUGUUGUGACCAUGUCCAUGGUGUAAAAAAGCUAGUUAAGCUUUGGUCCAGUAUACAGUAGAAAUGUGAUAAGAUUCGGAUUGGAUAUAGUGAUUUACCCAUUGUAGUUUAGGAUGUCUGUAACUUAAUUUCUCCAAAUUUAUUGGACUUUUACUGAGUUAGGGAAGUUUAUAUUUCGAGUC